Messenger RNA from Solanum pennellii, 8105 nucleotides. RefSeq lists its product as uncharacterized. The record is from RefSeq and is a predicted model, not a curated record. The transcript has 5 exons. NCBI's taxonomy places the organism in Eukaryota, Viridiplantae, Streptophyta, Magnoliopsida, Solanales, Solanaceae. Gene Ontology annotation, molecular function: protein dimerization activity. Gene Ontology annotation, cellular component: membrane. Bases 5648 to 7948 code for a protein of 766 amino acids.
AAUUGUAUUCAUCAGCAUUAAGGAUAUGCUGGCCACCUCCAAAAGUGAGCAAUUACAAGCUUCCUAUCAACUCUACAUCUUCUAUACAAAGUAGUUUAAACCAAAGAAGUAGAGUUCCAAUACAAUUCCAUUUUACUUUAUGUAUGGAAUUGGACCUAUCUUUAAAGCAUCUUCCAUUUCUUUCCUUCCAUAUUGGCCACCAUAUACAUGAUGGUAUUAAUCUCCACCAUCUCUUUUGACUUUUACUUCCUCCCCUCAUAAUCUAGCAACUCAAAAGAUCCGAUGUGUGCUCUGUCAUUGUCCAGCUAGUGCUUGUCUUGUUGAGGAAAAGGUUCCAUAGCUGAGUGGUGAACUUACAAUGUAAAAAUAGAUGCUUAUUGGUUUCCCCCGUUCUGUUGCAAAGAAAAUACCUGGGAACUAGUUGUCUACCUUUCUUUUAUAAGACAUCUUGUGUAAGACAAGCUCUCCUAAUCACUCACCAAGUAAAACCUUUCACUUUGGCGGGCAUGACACUCUUCCAGUAGUACUUCCAAGGAUAUUGUGUUCCCCUAGUCAUCUCAUGUAUUCCGUUGUUAUAUGCACUUUUGACUGAGAAACCCCAUCCGUGCUUAGCUUCCACAAGACCCUGUCUGUUGCUGCUGGGGUAAUGGAAAUUCCACCUAAAGUUCCUAACAGAGCUGCCACCCUCUCUAUUUCCCAAUCAUUAAGCAUUCUCCUAAAUGAUAUGUUCCAUCCCUGCUCUGUCCAACAAUCACACACUCUAUCUUCAGGAUUCUCACAAAUGAGGAACAGAUCUGGGAAAAGAUCCUUGAGAGAGGCUUAAUUAACCCAUCCACCCUUCCAAAAUUUUGUUUUGUUUCCAUUCCCCACUUUGAGAUAUAGGUUUGCUUCCAUCUGUGGCCAAAGAUUUCUGAUUGUUCUCCACACACCCACACCAUAAGGUUCAGAAACAUUCUCUGUACACCAGGGGUUUAUUUCGCCGUACUUUGCUACUAUAAUCUCCUUCCAUAGUGCUUUUUCCUCAGCAGUGUAUCUCCACCGUCACUUCAUCAAUAAAACUCUCAUUUUGCAACCACAAAUUUCUGAUUCCCAGCCCACCUCUUUCUUUGCUUAGAACACAGUCUUCCAGUUUACUAGACAAUAACCUUUCCCUUCUUUAUUUCCAUGCCACAGAAAGUUCCUCCUUAGCCUGUCUAACUUUUCCACAACUUUUGCUGGGAUUGGAAAUAAAGACAUCACAUGGUGGGUAAGGAAUCUCGAACAGAAUUUAUCAAUAUAUACACACACACACAAAAUUGCUUCUAGAAAUGUUGGAGUCCUUAAGUGAGUACCACUUGUUUCCAAUUAUUGAAUGGAGAAGGCCUGGAUGAACCAUGUGGCUAAUUUACUAUUGAAAGUAGCCUUUCGAUUCCAGUGUAGCUCUUUUACACCAAAAAAAUUGAUUAAUGAAAGAUGGGAGAUACAAAGAAGAAUGAACUUCAUCAUAAUCUGCAAAGUAGGAUUUGGAUCCUGCAAUACAAUUAAUGGAUAAUUUUUCAUUUCAUGUAUAAACUUCAGUUGUAGAUCAUCUCUAUUGACAAACUAAAAUUAAUUCAUUUUAUUGAACUUCGACUCAUUUUAUUGUUAAAUUGAACCUUAACUCUUUUUUUAUUGAUAAACUGAACCUCAACUCUUUUAUUAUCGAUUUACACAGUGUAUCCACUUUUUUACGUGUGGGACUAUUAUAAGUAGCAAGUAUUAGCUGCGCUAGUGAUAGUGAAAUUUGAAUUGGUUAUGUGUUGGCUUGAUAUCGCAAUGAGUUUUAGGCAAUUAACUUACCUACUUGCCAUUGCCUUAUGGCUCAUAAGUAAAUUAAAAAUAAAAACCUUAUACCUUUUUCUAGCUUGUGACAUAAAGAAGGAAGGGAAAAAGGGAGCUAGUUUUGGUGGAAGAGAAGUAAAAGAGAGAUUUAUGUUGUACGUCCUGUCUAAUCUGUAAGGUCUUAAAAUAUUUGUAUGUGUUGAAGAGUCUCACAUCAGCUGAAAAGGGUGGUCUCCUUAUAUGGUCUUGGGUAAUCCUUCUCGCAUGAUCUCACUUUUGAGGUUGAGCUAGGUCCAAAAUUCAUUUCUAAACAUGAUAUGAAAACAUGACCCAUUUUAGUUCUUGUUUACCAAUGUUGAGCCUCAAUAUAAAAUUGUCCUCACUCUAAAUGUCCAACCUGGCUUGAGGUGGGGGUGUUGGAGAGUCCUUCACCGGAUGCAAAAGGGAUGAGUGGUCUCUUUAUGUGAUUUUGGGCAAUCCUUCCCUCUUGAGGUAGCUUUUGAAGUUGAGUAAGGUCUAAGAUUCACUUUUUAACACCAUGGAAGUGCGGGCGCAUGGUACGUGUCAUAUUCGGUCGAUGCUAUUCAGAUACUUUGACCAAGGUCCAGAAUAAAUUUUGGGAAAAGAUUGAGAAUGCAAAAAACUCGGCCACCUGAGAUGGAUGAACUUCGACAACAAUUUUGAUAGAGAGGGAGUAGGAAUGAGCUAGGGUUGAGGUUUUGGUGUAUUUUGUAGAGGCAGCGGCAGUAUGAUUAAAUUGAGAAUAUAAAACUUGUGUUUUACAGAGAUUUUUCGAAAUGUCUUGUUUACCCUUACUGGCCUCCAUGUUUCAACUAAAAUUAUUUUAACAUCUGGGCCUAACCACUUCUUGUAACAUUUUACCUUUCAUGGGCCUAAUGUUUCUAUUUUAACAUUUGGUCCUAUUGUUUCUUUUAUGUAUCACUUUACGAACAUGAAAGAAUGAAUGAUUAAAUUUUUUACGAAAUAUUUCAAAUUAUAGAAUAUCUUUAUAACUCUAUUUUUCUAAUGUUGAAUGUUUUAGCCGAAUCGUCGCAUUCGUAUAUGUUAAAGUGUAACUGUCUAACCAUCACAUCUAAAAGCUUAAGCUUUUAGAGAGAUCACACUUUAAUUAUAUAAUGAUAUUCCCAACACGCCCCCUCACGUGCAUGCCUGAUUCUUUUUCAUGGGUCAAACACGUGAAUUCUUUUUAAUUUGGGUUGUGGUGAGAUUCAAUCUCAGAACCUCUGCCUGCUCUGAUACCAUGUUUAAGUGUGUAACCAUCUCAUCUAAAAGCUUAAGCUUUUAGAGAGGUCACACUUUUAUUAUUUAAUGAUAUUCUCAACCGUAUCUAUACACACAUUAGUACUCCUGAAUUUUAAAAUUUAAAUUUUGCCGAAUCUAACUCUCGGAUUCGCACCCGUCUCAGUUCUUAGAUACCUACACCCGAGUCUGAGCAACAUAGGUUUUUCCUCAUCCCUUCCACAUAUUUUUUGAGAAUGAUAACUUUUUUUCCUAUUUAUCUACAGGUAUACUACAUCAAAGUAGCCCCCUCCAAAAGUAUUACAAACUAGACUGACUCCAUCUGUGCUUUUUGUCACAAUUAGUCUAUAACAUCAAAGUUCUUCUGCCUGUACUAAAACCUCUUUCUGUUUACACCAAAAAAUAAUUAAGAGCUAUACAAUUCAUCUUAAAAUUCUGCAAAUUGUUCUUGCCCUCAAAACAUCUUUGAUUCCUUUCUUUCCACACUGUGCACCAUAUACAAGCUAGGACAAUCCUUUAUCUCUCCUCCUUAAUUGUAGUAUUGCCUAUAUUGAUCCAACAUUUUAGGAGUUGUGCUAUGUUUCUUGGUUUCACCCAAGUGAUCUUCCUAACGCUGCUGAAUAUUCUCCAUAAUUGAUCUGUCCAUUUGCAAUGCAGAAAGAGAUGGUUGACUGUCUCUGUCUGUUCCUCACACAAAUAGCAUCUUGAGCAUAGUUGGAACUUCCUCUUCUUUAUAUUUUCUUGUGUUAGCAUUGCUUCCUUUGCUAGUAACCAGGCGAAGCAGUUUACCUUGUAUGGGAUUUUAGGUUUCCAUAUCAUCUGCCAUGGCCAGAGCUCCAUCCUGUCAUUUGAAUUUGAAUGAUUGAGAUCUUUGUAAGCUGACUUGACACUGAAAGCCCCUUUGCUGCCGAUCUUCCACACAACCUUGUCUUCUUCCCUAGUUAGAUUACUAAAUUGUGCCAUUGUAUCAUGGAAGGCCACUAUGUUCCCCAUCUUCCAAUCAUUUAAAUUCCUCCUAAGAUGUAAGUUCCACCCCGGUCCUGUCCACGUUUCAGCCACAGUUGCAUUGUGUUGCAAGCUCAGUGCAUAUAAGUCUGGGAAUAAUUAUUUCAGGGUUCUUUGGGCUAUCCAUCUGUCCUCCCAAAAUGACACCUUCAUUCCAUUACCACCUAGAAUCUGAUUCUAGAACGAAACCGAGACCAAAGAUUUCUUACUGUUCUCCAGAUACCACAUUCAUAUGGUGUAGUUACCAUCUUUGUCAUCCACCUAUUCUCCAUUUCAUAUUUUGCCCUAAUCACCUCUCUCCAUAGCAUAUUCUCUCCUGUCAUAAACUUCCAAAGCCAUUUCAGCAUUAGGCUUUUGUUUUGUUUCUUCAUGUUCCUAAUCCCCGUCCCUCCCUCUUUCUUGUUUUUUAUGACCUCUUCCCACUUGACUAGAUGAAACUUCUUUUUGUCUUCAUUUCCCAGCCAAAAGAAAUUUCUUCUCAAAGCAUCUAUCCUCUGUAUGACCUUGUCUGGUGCUGGGAACACAGACAUCAUAUAAGCAGGUAUUGCAUCUAGCACACUAUUAACCAUGGUCAAUCUACCUCCCCUAGACAGAUAUUGGCUCUUCCAGUUGGUUAGCUUCUUUUCUCAUUUGUCUAUCACUCCAUUCCAGAUCCCUAUUGAUUUGCUUUUUCCCCCCAAUGGCAUACAAUCCCUUCCGCAUUUUCACAUGAACAAACAUUUUCGAAAAGAACAUAGUCAAUGAUAGGAACUUAUAAGUGUUUAAAGAAGUCCCCAUAUAGAGAUCUAGAGAUAUAGUUUGCUGUAAAGCGAGUUUGAUUGUUGAAAGUAACGAGACCACAUUAAACCAAAAUCAUUGAUCUCAGACUAGGGAAAAAUGGAAAAUAAAUCAUUUCUGUCAGUUCUCAUUGCUUUGUGUAGGCGACAAAGUAGGACAAUGAAAUGAAGUAGGUCCAUUUCCUUUCCUUUCUAUUGAUUGAGACCUAGUCUCUCUCUUUGGUCUGUAGCCUUGGGUUAUACACUUUUCCUUAAGACAGAAGUUUUGCCCACUUCAAAAACAUGUAUUCCGUCGAAGGCAAAGAGGUUUUCAGUAACCCUAGAGCUAGUUCAACUUGAAGACUGUCCUCUCUAUAUCAGGGUUAUGAAAGGCGCUCGCCUCAUCGCCAAAGGCGAGAGGCGAGGCGAGGCGAGGGUGUCUCGCCAUUCACUGCCGAGGCGAGGCGAGGUGAAAAAGGCGAGAUAAAGGCGCUGAAAUGGCGAGAUAAAGGCGCCGCCUUUUUGAUUAAAAAAAUUUUGACUUAAUAGUUUUAGUCAAAAUUAGGGUUUUUGUUUUUACUUUCGAAAACCUCUGAAACUCGCGACUCUCUCUCUCUCUCUCUCGAUCGAUCGACUCCUCUUCUCCCUCGCCGGCCCUCGCUGCUCCCUCGCUGUCCCUCGCCGGCCCUCGCUGCUCCCUCGCUGCUCCCUCGCUGUCGCGACUCGCGUCUCUGCUUCCUCGCUCUCCCUCGCUGUCGCGUGUCUUCUCCGUCGCCGGCGACCUCGCGACUCUCUGUUUUCAGCGAAUUAAUUGAAUUUGAUAAUCAAUGGCGGAUGCUAGCAAAAAGAGGGAUAUUGGAUGGAAUUAUGGCACUCAAGGAGCGACGAAAGAUUCGGUCACUUGUAACUUUUGUGGGAGUACUUUCAAUGGUGGAAUAACGCGACACAAACAACAUUUAGUGGGUGGUUUCAAAAAUGUUAAACAAUGUGCCGCUUGUCCGUCGGAAAUUAGAGAAGAAAUAAGGGCUUAUAUGCAAAACAAAAUAGCUAAUAAUCCCAAAUUUCAAAUGAGGCAACCGGAAGAAUUUGUUGAUAUUGAUGAUCUUGAUGAAAUGGAUGAUUAUGCGGAAAUGAGGCCUCCCUCCAAAACUCAAAGGAUAUCUUCUAGUGGAGGUUCAUCCACCGCACGGAGUGUGACGAAAGGACCUUUGAACCUCUAUUUUUCACAAAAAUCAACACAAAAAGGAGGCUUAGAAAAAGGAGGAGGAAUCGAAGAAACAAAGAAAAUUCUAAGAGAGCGUGCGGUAAGUGCUUUUGCAAUUUGGAUGUAUGAUGCCGGGCUCCCUUUUAAUUGCGUCAACCACAAAUCAUUCGAUAAAUUUAUUGAGGCGGUUGGACAACAUGGCCCCGGAAUGAAGCCUCCUACAUUCCAUGAAGUUAGAGUCACUCACCUUAAAAAAGAGGUGGAUAAAGUAGAAAAAAUUGUUGAGGAGCAUAAAGUGCAAUGGACAAAGUUUGGUUGUUCCAUUAUGAUGGACAAAUGGACGGCACGAAAUGGCAAAAUGAUCAUCAAUAUUUUGGUGAAUUCUCCAAUCGGUAGUGUAUUUCUUGGUUCGGUUGAUGCUAGCAAUGAAUCUACCGAUUCCACCAAAAUGUACAAGUUAUUUGAAAGCACUAUCGAAAGAAUUGGACCGGAAAAAGUGGUACAAAUUGUCACCGAUAAUGCUAGUGAGAAUGUCAAAGCGGGAAGUAUGAUAAUGGGUGCGUAUCCACACAUUUAUUGGACUCCAUGUGCCGCUCAUUGCAUCAACUUGAUAUUUGGUGACAUAUUCAAGGUUAAGCCAUAUGCUUCCGUUUUUAAGAAGGCCAUCAGAAUCCAUUCUUACAUUAGUCAAAGGCCAUUGUUGUUAAACUUGAUGAGAAAAUUCACCAAAGAAAGAAAUUUGGUGAAACCGGCCAAGACAAGAUUUGCAACGGCAUUCUUAACUUUGAGAGCUAUGUACAUUCAAAGAAAAAACUUGAAAACUUUAGUCCUCUCAACCGAAUGGAAUUCAAGCAAAUUUGCAAAGGAAACUUCGGGGAAAGAAGUUGCCAAUCUUCUUAUUUCUAUCCACUUUUGGAAUGAUGUUGUUCGGGCACUUACAGUUUGUAGCCCUUUGACAAAAGUGCUUCGUUUGGUGGAUGGGGAGAAAAAACCACCAAUGGGUUAUAUUUAUGAGGCAAUGGAUAGAGCCAAAGAAGCUAUUGCACAUGGUUUUCGUGGAGUUCAGAAGCAUUAUGAGAAAGUGUUUCAAAUUAUUGAUGCAAGGUGGUCAGAACAACUCCAUCGGCCUUUGCAUGCUGCAGGCCAUGUUUUGAACCCAGGAUUAUAUUAUAAAGCUGAAGAAGAGGGAACUUUAUUACAGAGUUUGUGGACCGAGUAUUAUGCAUGUGUUGAGAAGUUGGUCCGUGAUACAACAAUACAAGAUGCACUAAUCGCUGAGCUUCCUAAGUACAAAAUGGCGGAUGGACUAUUUGGUUGUGGUCCGGCUAAAAGAGCUAGAGACACAAGGUCACCGGUUGAAUGGUGGUCACUAUUUGGUAGUGAAACACCAAACUUGCAAAAGUUUGCCAUGAAAGUGUUAAGCCUAACUUGUAGCUCAUCUGGAUGUGAGCGAAAUUGGAGUGUGUUUGAACACAUUCAUUCCAAAAAGAGGAAUAGGCUUACACUAUCGCGUCUCAAUGAUCUAGUGUACAUUAAGUACAAUAGAACAUUGAAACGCCGUUAUGAUGCUCGUGAUCUUAUUGAUCCAAUUCGCUUGGAUAACAUAGAUGAUUCCAACGAAUGGUUAGUUGGAUGCCCCGAAGAUCAAGAUGAUGAACUAGUAUAUGAGGAUGAUGAUCUUACUUGGGGUAGUGUUGCUACGGCAAUUGGAGCGGACGAGAGUAUCUAUCAUCUUAGGGGACUUUCUUCAAGAUCAACAGUACUUGACAAGGGCAAAGGAGUAGAAAGUACAUCUUUAAGUUCAUCUUCAAGUAGGACUCGGACACUAAUUGAUGAAGAAUACGAGGAGGAAGAAGAUGAAGAGCAAUAUAAUGAUGUAGAAGAUUUUGAUCUUCAAGAGUUGGAUAAUUUUGAAGAAGAAUAGACUUUUAAAGUUUUGGUUUAUUGUAUUUUGAAUUGUUUGGUCUUUAAAGUUUUAGACAUUCUAUUGGUUUUUGAAUUGAAUAUUUGCUAAUAUGUGUUAUUGCUAUUAAGACUUUGGAUAAAAUAUGCAAUUAAAUAUUUUUAAUUUUUGGUAUUAA